Protopterus annectens (West African lungfish) is the source of this 2203-nucleotide messenger RNA. It is a transcript of the gene UBXN1, whose product is annotated as UBX domain protein 1. Bases 411 to 1247 code for a protein of 278 amino acids. The transcript is spliced from 9 exons. Lineage: Eukaryota; Metazoa; Chordata; Ceratodontiformes; Protopteridae. The record is from RefSeq and is a predicted model, not a curated record. Gene Ontology annotation, molecular function: protein binding.
UAGUGACAGUUGAAUGGAAAUUAAAUAAUAAAGUGAUUUGACGAUAUGUACCAUGCUCGACGAAGGAGUGGGACAUGGUCUUUAAAAUGUAUUUUUAUUCUGUAUCAUGAAUAUUUUGCCGGUGACUUUUAAUUGUUCCCGAUUUCGCAGAAUGUACGUGAUUUGCUGCAAACCUCGUCAAAUGUAGUGCUGCAGUCACUAAAUAAUGUCGGGCAUAUGAAUUUCAUACUCCAUAUACUUCAGAAGACGCAUGUGAAUACAAAGCAUGUUAUUCUGCCAACUUCUUAAAUUUUUAAAAGCAAUAUUUAAAUUCUACCCCAGAUUUUGGGCCUCCCCCAUCAUUUCUUGGCUUUGUCCAUAUUCUUGAUCUAACAAGUUGGAACUUCCAUUUGAGGAUUGUGUGAGUAACCAUGGCAGAUUGCACUACACUAGACAGCCUGCUGGAAAUGGGGUUUUCCAGAAACAGAGCGCUGAUGGAACACGAGAAUGACCCAGACAUUGAUGAGCCGUAUGUACCUCCAGCAGGAAACGUUCUUGGCUCAGAAUUACCAGAUGAUGUAACAGAAGAUCCUAUGGAGAUCGCAGAAGGUUGUGAUGCAGAGGGAGAAGAUAAUGCAGUGGCUAAACGUCCUUUGACAGAGGAAGAAAAACAGCAGCAAAUCAAAAGGCUGGAGGAGUUAAUGGCACAGAAACAGCAUGAGCGUGAAGAGCGUGAAAAGAGAGAAGCCGUUGAAAGGGAGAAACAGCGUCGAAAGCAAGGUCAAGAGCUGUCGGUUGUUCGUCAGAAGAUGCAAGAAGAUGAGAUGAAGAAAAUAGUUGAGGAGAGACGCAGAGAAAAAAUGGAGGAGAAACUAGCCAAGCAAAGAGUCAGAGAAAAGAUUGAACGGGACAAGGCGGACCGAGCUAGAAAGUUUGGAAUGGGAGAAAGUGUACCUAGUUCCUCCCCUGUGGAAGCAACCUCAGUCCCACCUUCUGUAUGUCAGGAGCCUCUUGCCAAAAAGGAGUAUGAUGAGUGCAGGCUACAGAUCCGCCUGUUAGAUGGCAGCACAAUGACACAGACUUUCAAAGCGAAAGAGCAGCUAGCUGCUGUGCGACUCUAUGUGGAUCUGAACCGUAAAGACGGGGCAACACCCUUCAACUUCAUGACAUCCUUUCCUAGGAGAAUGUUUGCAGAAGAGGACAUGGAAAAGCCACUACAAGAAUUAGGUCUCGUCCCAUCAGCUGUGCUGAUUGUCAUAAAGAAGUAGAUGAAGCACUUUGACUUGCAUUAGUUCAUUCAAAAGAAGCAGUGCACUUAAAAGAUGUCCAAAGGAAAAGGAUUGCAUCUCAGGGGCUUUACAGCCAUGGACGCACAGACUGAAUAUUGUUUCAGUUUUACCAGUUUGUAACCAAUUGUUAUUGCAAAAGCCCAAACCAGAAACAUUGUACUAGAAUUGUUGGACUGAGUGCUUUCUCAAGCCUUGAUUAUCAUCUUAGAUGGUCUUGGACUUGCAGGCAGCUGUGAGAAUGUAUUCUGAUUUGUACCAUUUACAUUUGUUUUUGUUUUACAGGGUAGAGUACUUUUUCAGGUGCAGCCCAUGAGCAGCGUCUUAAUUAUACGAUUUGCUCAGAGUCACAGUCAGGCAAUGGAGGCUGAGGGAAUCAGACCAGCUAAUGCCGCCUAUAAAUCAAUAAUUGAGUUUACCUGUCACUGCCUAAGUUGAAGUGAAACUUUCCAUGAGUAACAUCUGUGUGAAGGCUUAUUGUGGCAGAAUGUUUAGCCUUCAGUAGGUUAGCAGACAGUUAUGGCAUGUGCAGGGUGAAGGCCACUACCAUUCUACCAGGUAUACCCUUUCAAAGUGUACUGUACUCAAGGUGUCCUGUGUUUUCCUCCUUUGCCCUGUUACACAGUACGAAUAACGUUUUAUCUCUAAAAUAUUCUCUUUUGUGUAUAUGCAUGUUAUCGCUAAUAAGUAAAGCAAAUGAGAAACGGAAACAGUAACAAAGACAGUGCCAUAUUCCAGUAGAGUCACUGAGUAGCAAAAAUAGUUUUCCAGGACUGGCAGAGAGUCACUGUGCAUUAUUUCUGUAGGGAUUGGAUGGAAUGUCUGACCAAGACAAGUAAAGCACAUGACACCUUUUUUCAGCAUUUAUUUAAAAUUUCCCAUAACAACACUGUGGUUGAAAUUCCAUAAGACUGAAGAAUAAAUAUUUUAUUUUGGUA